This is a messenger RNA of Symbiodinium sp. CCMP2592, 732 nucleotides long. The record is from the annotation of a GenBank genome assembly. Lineage: Eukaryota; Dinophyceae; Suessiales; Symbiodiniaceae.
AUGUCAAUGCAGCUUGACGGGGUACACAAGGGGCGACUUACUCUUCAAAAUAAAGCCGGGCGCAUUCAGCUGGUUUCCAUGUUCCAGGGGUUCCUCGACAGGGGAACAAUCACGGUUCACGAGGCGCAGGUCGCUCAUGGGCUUUUGAACUUCUCGGCCGGCUACGUGAAUGGCCGUGCUUUGCGCGUGACCUGCCAGGAGCUGCUUCGCUUGACAAAGGCACCGGGUCCCUCCACGCCUGAGGCGAUCCGCAUCUUUUGCGUCAACAGCCUCGAGGCCCUCCGGGCGCUAAGCCCCCGUGUUCUGUGUGUGUGGGACAGCCGGGCUCCCAUACACGUCUUCAUUGACGGGGCCUGGGAGCGGGGCCGAGCUGGCAUUGGCGCUGUUAUCUUCGAUACGGCAUCGGGUGAGUCGUGGGCUUACGCCGGCUUAGUGCCAGAGUCUCUCAUCUCCCGAUGGGAGGCGGAUGUCGGGUCUCAGCUCAUCUGUCAGACUGAGUUGUAUGCCAUCGUGUGCCUUAGGUGGGCCUUGGCCUCCACUUUCGGUCACAGACGCUUGAUUUGGUGGGUCGACAACGAAUCUGCGAGGUAUGGCUUGAUUAAGGGCAUCUCGGACAGCCCCUCCAUGGCAUCCUUGGUCCAGGCCUUUGCACUUGCAGACUCCAAAGCACCCUCGUACAGCUGGUACGAGAGGGUCCCAUCGUUCUCUAACAUUGCAGAUGGACCAAGCUAA